ACCAAGAGCCAGGGUAUCCUGAAGACGAUGCAGCGAAGAUUGGUUACCAACAAGUUCAUGACCGCCGGUAUCAUCGCCAUUCUCGUCGUGAUCAUCGCCGUCAUCAUCUAUCUGAAGUGGGGCUGAGCAUCGGCGGAUCCAGUCUAGCCCCUGGCGCAUAACCAUGCGUAUGUCUGCACCUAUGCGCUGGGCUGCACUCCUUCGCUCCUUCCUUGCUCCGUUCCUUCCUUGCUCCGUUCCUUCCUUGCUCCGUUCCUUCCUGCGUUCCUCCUUUCCUGCCUAUGAAGUUCAUGUCUUUGCUCGUCUUUGUUGUUAUUGCUCUGUUGUUGCUGCUGUUCUUGUUGUUUCAAUGCUGUUGGCCUCUCCCCCCUCAAUUGUGAGGCACAAAACAAGAAGAAAAAGUGUGAAUCAGCCGCGGGUGAUUCCUCCGCCAUGUUCCUUGUCGCUGCCGCACCGAUCCUGCCCUGUCCACCCCGCGUCGUCCAGCCCAGCGGAGCGACGGUGUCGGGGAAGAAGGAGGGCUGAUCCGUGUCCAGAUCCAAAACCCCCUCAGGGAGACAUUUCCCACCACGCCAAUGGACCACCGCCUCGCCCUCCGCCUCGCCUGGCAUCAUCGCCCCCCCCCUCAUUCCGACCCACAGCCUGAUCGGCCACGUUCGAGGUCACGGUCACGUUCGAGUCCAAAGAAAAUGUAUUUUUGUCAGAUGAAAGAGCAUUCGAAAUAGGGAACCUGUGCGUGGGCAAGGAGGAGCUCAGGCUGGAGAGGUGAUCAGGAGCCUGCUUGCAGAUGAAGGGUACUGACUGAUUGCUGUUCUAGUGAUGAAAGCAAACAUCAAAGCGUAAAAGUUUG
Molecule: messenger RNA, 850 nt
Organism: Polychytrium aggregatum
Lineage: Eukaryota; Fungi; Chytridiomycota; Chytridiomycetes; Polychytriales
Exons: 2
Coding region: 164-646 (160 amino acids)
Source: RefSeq, a predicted model, not a curated record